UCCAGGCGAAGGACAACGCCAGCAACUUGUUUGGUGUAGAUCGCCUAUAUUUCUUAACUUUUGUGCACAUGUUACGAUAUUUUACUAUAUAUCAACUUCAGGAAGACUUUUCCCUCAAUGUGGAGUAACAAUAUAAAGAAAAAUGAACCAGGAUUCUUUGUUUUCACUGGAAGUUGUGGUGGACCUUCUCAAUAUUCCGGCUGUCUCUUGUCGUUUUCCAGCCAUCGCAUUUCGUUUGCUUGAUUACCCAACUCUUUUGAUACAUCAUGUGGAUCCAGAUCUUGCCGAUACUAUCAGGCGUAAACUUGAAAUGGACAGCUUUUAUGAAAUACCUGCACAGUUCAGCGAACUGAAAGAUAAACAAGGCAAUUUCCCCAUCAAGAAAGGCAAAUCUUGUUUGUACAAAAUCUCUGCAGAAACACUCCAUAUGCAUCUUACCAACACGCCACUGUACGUGAUGAUAAUAGACACUUAUCCUAAGGUACCAAAGCUGCUUGGUAGCUCCACUGUUACUCUUCAAAACACAAUUGACCACGUGGUUGCAGAUAUUAAAGCUAAUGGUUUAUCUUUACCCUCUGUGCAUGGAGGGAAAGGCACAUACAGGCUGUAUAAUUUGAUGGGGAGUGAAAUAGGUUAUAUCACUAUGGGACACAGACUGUUCAGUCUGGGAUAUAGCUUACUGUCCCACAUACCAGAACAGGCAAUAACCAAAACACAGAAGCAGGAGAUACCAGAAAAAGAGGCCACAGAUAGCAAACACAAAGAAGAUAUUGUGCAAACAGUUGAUACCAUCAUGACAGACUUGGAGAUCAAAGGCAAAAACUCAAAUGUUGUGAUAUCUGAACCUGAUGAAAAUAGAGAGAACAAGAAACCAGAGUUAUUAACACAGUUUACUCAGACUGAUGCUGAGAAAAAAUCAAAACAAUUGCAAGUAAAAUCAAUAAACCCAGAUGUGGAUUCCUUGAAUGAUAUAUUUGUUAACAACAUUGAUUGUCCCCCUCCAUUGUUUUACAACAGCAAAGCUGAAACUGGGAGCUCUUUCAAACUUUUAAAUGAUUUAUACGCAAAACAAGAUGCAUAUGAUAACUCUUCUGAUGAAACUGCUAGUGGGAUUGAGAGUGAGAUCUCAGACCUCUCCCUUGAGGAACCCGUCCAUGACCAUACAACAUAUCACAGACAGACCCACACUGGAGAGUGGAAGGUCAGGAGAACUGACCCCUAUGACAUGACUCCCCAGCCUCUACCCUCUGUGGACAACUUCCCACUGCUGAAUGCUCUCUUUAGAGAAUUAACAAACCUGCAACACCAACGUAGCCGACCUGAACCCCAGAAGUCCAAGCCUCAGGUCACAGUGGUCCGUCAUGUCCCCUAUGAUCAUGUCUCCCCUGGAAAACAACCAAAAACACCCCUGGUGAGGGGAAUUUCAGUGCCCAAUUUGGUGACUGAUGUUGAGCCAGAGCCCACUGAUGAUUACCUGAUCCAGCAACAGCCAAGAUCUGCUAGACAUCCCCAUUCACACAAGACUCAUAGGUAUCAUGAAUGUGAAGACCCAUCCCAUCAUAAAAAGAAAGUACCAAAGGAUAAGGGUUGGUUAAGACAAACUCCAGUUUAUGGUCAGCACAAGACAAAACUAAAGUUUGGGAUGACCAAUACUCAGAGGCUGAGGAUGGCAAGAACCAACCCCGAGGUUCUGGCAACAAUGGAAAAACAGCUCAGCUCACCAAGACCUAAGAAAAAACCUGUACACCAUGAACACCAGGGUGAAAGGAGGGAGUUUGCAAAAGUUGCAGAAACCUCUACCUUAGUUCAAGGUGUACCAUUUGAGCAAGAACCAGAAGUAGUGGGUACCCCUCAAAGACCAAAAGUAGCUGAAACGGCUGAGAUACAGAGAAGUGAAAAGAAACACAGAAAGCCUGUUCCAACCCCAAGAUUAUCAAGAGAUCUUACCAGAGAAAGCUUGUUUAAUUCUCCUGCACCAAGUUCUCGUCAGUCUCCAGUGCCUGCCUCCAGGAAACCAUUGGUUACACAGACCAGAGUAUUAACAGCUGUUCAUGGUGGUGAUGUUGUUCAAUCCCCUGACAUCCCAGACAGCCAAUACAGCCUCACUACAUCAUCUAAGAGGAGUAUUGAGGUACAUAUACCACAGGCAGGUGGGGAGGAGGAGGAGUAUGAUAAAGCUAGCCAAGGGACAUCUGACGUCAGUAUAGUGUUUUCUGAUGAUGCAUCACAACAAGGUAAUGUGAAACCUGUGUAUAACCCAGGCUUCCCUGAAGAUGAUGAUGAUGACAUAAAUAGUGUGACAUCUGCUAAAAAACAAGAUGGCACCCAGUACUCUGACUAUUCAGAGGACUUUGAAGAUCAUGGGCAGAAGACUGAUGAUGAAGAAUAUCCAGACACUGUUGUGGAAAACAAGAAACUGUUCGAAACAGAAGAGGAAAAGAGUGUGGGGUCAAAUCAUUCACCCAAAUCUGUCAAUUCAAAACAAUCCCAGACAUCUGUUAGAUCAAAGAAUUCCAGAGAAUCUGAAAAGAAAUCGGAGCAUUCCCAGUCGUCUGCUGCAUCCAAGUUAAGGAUCCAUCCUCCAUUGGCACCCACACUGUCCAGCAAAUCUCCUGUAGUUGCUCCAAGACACUCCAUGCAGAAGAGACUGUUGGAAAGGAGCGACUCAUUUGACAGAGAUUCUUCUCCAGAGCCACAACCUAGACCUAGACACACUACAGUUACAUCACAUCGAUCUCCCAAAUCUCCCUCGGGCUCACCAGGACACAGGCAGAGCCCACGUCCACCAGUUUCUCCCUCACCUCCCCAGUCACCACGUCCAAGAAUUUCACGUCAACCUCGCGUCAAACGCGAAUCUGUCCACACAGACUCUGUCAGCUCAUACAGCCCCUCAGAUCCUGACAACAUGGAGUUUUCUAUGGGAACUUCCAUGGAUACUGCAGAUGGAACCUUAAGAUGAAAAAUAAUGUGGUUUUUAAAAAUAUUUUACACACAUGAAAUGAGGCUUAGAGCGCAAUUACUUUUAAUCUUGGGCCCAUGGCCCAUUAUUUCAUGAGAGGUUGGCCUUCCAGAGUAUGGCCCUUCCCUGUAGUUUAUCUCAUCUAGGCUCACUAAACAUAGCAAAUGUAGUCUGGUUUUCUUUUAAGACCGCUGUAAUGCCCAUGACAAACUUUGGGAAACCAGGUAUACACUUUCUACCUUUGGUGAGCUCAGGGACAGUGGAAUAGUUGGCCUGCCAUCAAUGUAAACUUCUAACAGAAUUCGAAGGAAAUUGUUAACUUUAAUAGAAUAUUGGUGGUUUGAUAGCAACACCCUGUUGAGUGAUCACUAAUCUCAAAGCCGAGGCAGCAGCAUUCGGUAGGAAUACAGACUUUAAUCAUCCCUUUAAAGUACUAGCAAACUUUCUACUUAUAAGUAAAAAUAUUUUAGGUAUGAACAUGUAUGCAUUUUUACCAUGCUGUGAUUUUAUUAGAUCCUUAUGUCUGUUGAGAUUUUAUUUACGCUCUAAAUAUGCAAAACGGUUGGUUAAUAUUUAAAUGAAUCAUCAGAAUUAUUAACUAGUAUAGAUUAUUAAAGGAAGUAAAAACCAGUAUCAUACAGCCUAAAAAACAUCUUUGAUUGACCCCCAGCUCUUUACCCAUGGACAACAUAAUCAGGUAAUGUCUUUUUCAAUCAGUAAAUUGUUAGCGAGCACUUGACAUGUGAUCAUUAGUAUUAUAUCAAAUAAUUUGGCUGUCAUAUAUUUUUAAUGCGAGUUUGUGCAAGUCUUGGUGCGAAGUUUUGUUCGAUU
Lingula anatina is the source of this 3790-nucleotide messenger RNA. RefSeq lists its product as uncharacterized. Gene Ontology annotation, molecular function: microtubule binding. Lineage: Eukaryota; Metazoa; Brachiopoda; Lingulata; Lingulida; Lingulidae. Gene Ontology annotation, biological process: cytoplasmic microtubule organization; positive regulation of cytokinesis; mitotic spindle midzone assembly. Gene Ontology annotation, cellular component: centrosome; midbody; mitotic spindle pole. The record is from RefSeq and is a predicted model, not a curated record.